CUACCUGUCGCAACACGAGCGCGCACGCACCUACUCGUGAUAAGAAAAAAAAAAAAAAAAAAAGAAAAUUGAGUCCAAGUUGUUGCUGAUAGCUGGUAAUAUCAGCAACAAAUCGUUUCGGUGGACCACGACGGGGUGGGGGACUUUCUCGAGAGACCAGGAAGAUAAAGAGAGAGAGAGAGAGUGAGACAAAACCUUUGCCCGCCGGCUGUUACCAUUGUCGUCGUUUUUACUCCCGCGCUGUCACUUUCGAUUGUACCUCUCUCUUUUUUCACCAACUCUUGAGCCAGCAUUGGAAAGCCACGUUGUAAAACGCCGAAACAUGUCGCACGACAAUUACGCCUUCACCGGUAGCACGGACUUCGUUGACCCGAGCAAAAAGUCACAGCUCAGCAAUGUCAGCCGGUACGGAACGAAGGACCUUACGAACGGCUUCCACGCCGUUGAGCUCGAGGACAAGAGAAAAAUCGCCAAGGAGAUGGAAGGGGACUACGACCCAUACCUGCACCGACAGGUUCAACACCCGACCACGUUUCUGGAAACGCUGUUUCACUUCAUGAAGGGUAGCUUGGGAACGGGCAUCCUGGCGAUGCCGAAAGCCUUCAACAACGCGGGUUACCUGCUCGGUACUGUGGGCACGCUUAUCGUCGGUCUAAUCUGCACCUACUGCAUACGCAUCCUGAUCAAGUCAGAGUACGAACUGUGCAGGAGAAAAAAAACACCAUCCAUGACUUUUCCGAUGACGAUGGAGACGGCGCUUGAGGAGGGCCCGCAAUGGAUCAGGCGAUACUCAAAGUGGUGCCCGCACAUAGUCAACCUGUUCCUGAUGAUCUAUCAGCUGGGCACUUGUUGCGUCUACACGGUCUUCAUUGCCACGAAUCUUCAAAAAGCUUUGGAAUCGCACAUUGGGAGUUACGAUCUGCGGAUGUAUAUGCUAGUCCUUCUUCUUCCCUUGAUUUUGAUCAAUUGGAUACGAAAUUUGAAGUUACUUGCUCCUUUGUCCACUGUUGCCAAUGGAAUUACACUUAUUAGUUUUGGCAUUAUUUUGUACUUUAUAGUUGAAGAUCCAUCUAAAAUAACCUUAGAAGGAAAGCAUGCUAUUGGAAAAUAUGGUGAUUUCCCCCUAUUUCUUGGAACAGUCCUCUUUGCUCUAGAGGCCAUUGGUGUGAUUAUGCCUUUGGAGAAUGAGAUGAAAAAGCCUAAAAAGUUUCUAACUACUUGCGGAGUUCUCAACAUUGGAAUGGCGGUGAACAUCAUCUUAUACGUGGGAUUAGGAUUUUUUGGUUACAUUUGGGCAGGAGACGAAGUUCACGGUACUAUAACCACAAACUUACCACAAAAGCAUUUUUUGUCGAAAGUUGUCCAAAUUUUAUUGGCACUGAGUAUUUACAUCACUCACUCGCUUCAAUGUUACGUCGCCAUUGAUAUUUCAUGGAAUGAGUACAUUCAACCAAAGAUCAAACAUGUCUCUGCUAAAGCUCUCGUGUUCUGGGAAUAUGUUGUGAGAACCCUUAUUGUCGUUUUUACCUUUAUCCUGGCAAUCGCUGUUCCGGAGCUGGAGCUCUUCAUUUCCCUUUUCGGUGCCCUCUGUUUGUCAGCUCUGGGCAUAUCAUUCCCAGCUCUCAUUCAAAUCUGUGCUUUCUGGAAAGUGAAGUCGACUCGCGAGCGAGUUUUCCUUUCAGCGAAAAAUAGUGCCCUGAUUUUGUUUGGAUUCCUCGGUCUGAUCAUCGGAAGCUACGUAAGUCUUAAAAAGAUCGUCGAGAACUUUUCGAAAUAAAAAGAAAUUGCACGUCGAGAAAAAGUGAAACUCGACAAACGGACAAUAGAUGACGUUUUAUAACGUCAACAACUGACUGUUGGCACUCAAAGGAUUUUCACAGACCUUCAAGCUAUGAGCACGAGGCCACGCAGUGCAUACUCAAAAAAUUACUCUCUUGCAUCUGUCCGAUCUAAUAUUGAUGCAUUAUAUAGAAAAUAUGCAAAAUAUAAGACCAACAGAUUUGGUUGUUAAUAGCUUCGACUAUACUCUUUAUUUACUAAGAGCUGAAAAAACUUUUUACUAGUCGAAAACUCGAUAACAUAAAAUAUGAAUUUUACAUUCAGUUUACUUUUAUAAUAUUGCUGCAUAGAACUAACUAUAAAACUUGUAAGGAGAGUAUUUUUUAAUAUUUAAAGGCGUUUUAGAUAACUAUUCAAGGUUCCUACCUAAUAGAGCUAUUAGUAAGUGAUUUUAGUAACUAAUUUUGUAAAAAUUGAGAAAUUUUUAGUAUUUAUGCGAAAGAAUGUUGAUUAACGCCAUUUUGCGAUUUAAAGGAUAUUGUAAUUUUAAAUACUGUAAAUAAGUUUUAAUGAAGGAAGGAAAGCAUAAAGUUGUAUAGCAUGAAAAAAAAAGAGAUGAUUAAACGUCAUUUUUCAAAUAUUAUUAUAGAAAACUGUCAAAGAUACAACUAAAUUACACUUUAAAACGUCUAGACUGUACAAUUUUUUUAAACGUUACCACUUAGGAAUCUAAGGUUGUUGGCAAAUAGUUUGAUAUCUGAUGUUUCCCCAAAACAUUGUUAAUGUUACAUAUUUUUAGUGCUGCUUACUCAAUUUGAACGUAAUCGUAGUAACAUCAAUGGGUGGCGAAAUACGUAAUUAUAAAUUUGUGCCUCGACGUAUUUUACAAGCAUUUGAUACAUUCAUUAUAAUGAAUGAAAUACUCUAGCCGUCAAUAUUUUUCGUAUGAAUAUUAUAUGUUGCCUGUACUGCCCAUAAGAUUAUAAACGAUUGUUUAUGUUUCAUAAAUAAUGUA
This is a messenger RNA of Copidosoma floridanum, 2794 nucleotides long. RefSeq names its product proton-coupled amino acid transporter-like protein acs. Gene Ontology annotation, cellular component: vacuolar membrane. Gene Ontology annotation, molecular function: L-amino acid transmembrane transporter activity. Gene Ontology annotation, biological process: amino acid transmembrane transport. The record is from RefSeq and is a predicted model, not a curated record. Lineage: Eukaryota; Metazoa; Arthropoda; Insecta; Hymenoptera; Encyrtidae.